Messenger RNA from Ostrinia furnacalis (Asian corn borer), 2116 nucleotides. RefSeq names its product probable cytochrome P450 301a1, mitochondrial. The coding region runs from base 1 to 1842 and encodes 613 amino acids. Gene Ontology annotation, molecular function: monooxygenase activity; iron ion binding; oxidoreductase activity, acting on paired donors, with incorporation or reduction of molecular oxygen. The record is from RefSeq and is a predicted model, not a curated record. Lineage: Eukaryota; Metazoa; Arthropoda; Insecta; Lepidoptera; Crambidae. The transcript is spliced from 8 exons.
AUGACAGUAAGCUUAACGAAUGAGCAGUUCCAAGCACUACUUGCAAAACUUUCAAUGAGCCGCCGAGGAAGCUUCGCUCAAUGCACGGCAAGUUAUGAAGGUGAGAAGAACCCCGAAACGGUUGAAGCAUUUUUAGCGGCAGUAAGCAUAUUCAAGAAGAUAGAAAAUAUCCCAGACCAGGAAGCUCUUGAUGGAGUCCCACUAUUACUCAAGGGUGAGGCUGCCAUCUGGUGGCAAGGAGUCAAAACACAAGUGACUACCUGGGAGCAAUUCGGGAUUCGAUUACGCCAUGCAUUUGCACCAAAGAAACCUGCGUACAUCCUGUACCAAGAAAUAGUCGGUGAAAAACAGCGCGAUGACGUCACAACUGAAAAAUUUGUAGCUCACAAAAGAAUGUUGUUCGCGCAGCUGCCUUCACCACAACACACAGAGGAACAACAACUCGAUAUGAUUUUCGGACAAAUAAACCUCAAACUCAGGGAAAAGAUACCCAGAGGUUCCGUACAUUCCUUUGACGAAUUGUUGGCCGCCGCAAGGGAAGUAGAAGAACUCAUGGCUGAUGUGAGCUUGACCAAGGAUAUACUGGUCCCGCCACCACAACGUAAUAUCAAGAAACGGUGUGAGUUCUGCCAUUUUGUGGGCCACACAAUCCAAGAUUGUAGGAAACUCCAACGUCCAAAUAGUGAGGAUGAAGAAGAUGGAAAUACUUCAUCGCCUACACUGACACACGGCGAGCAAUGGCGCAAGUUUCGCUCGAAGGUCCAGAGGCCGAUCUUGCAGCCUCAGACGGUGAAGAAAUACGUGGGCCCCAUCGAGAUGGUCACCGAAGACUUCAUCAAGUAUAUGGAAGGCGCGCGGGACGAGCUCGGUGAUUUACCACACCAGUUCGACAAUGACAUCCACCGGUGGUCGUUGGAGUGCAUCGGUCGCGUAGCCUUAGACGUGCGGCUCGGCUGCCUCUCCUCAGACCUGUCCAGCAACCCGGAGCCCCAGAGGAUCAUCGAUGCCGCCAAAUACGCGCUGAGGAACGUAGCGGUGCUGGAGUUGAAGGCACCAUACUGGCGGUACUUCCCUACGCCGCUCUGGACCAAAUACGUUAACAACAUGAACUUCUUUGUAGAACUUUGUUCCCGGUACAUCAACGAAGCUCUAGAAAGGCUGAAGACCAAGAAGGUGACGUCAGAGGACGACCUGUCUCUCCUGGAGCGCGUGCUCAAGAGCGAGGGCGACCCUAAGAUCGCCACCAUCAUGGCGCUGGACCUCAUCCUCGUGGGGAUUGACACGAUAUCAAUGGCGGUCUGCUCUAUCCUCUACCAAGCGGCGUUGCGGACGAAACAACAGGAGAAAAUGGCGGAAGAAAUCCGAACAGUUCUGCCGGACCCGAGCAAACCUCUCACGUACGCAGACCUGGACAAACUGCACUACACUAAGGCUUUUGUUAGGGAAGUUUUUAGAAUGUAUUCUACAGUUAUUGGAAAUGGAAGGACAUUACAGGAAGACGAUGUCAUUUGUGGAUAUCAUAUUCCAAAAGGAGUGCAAGUGGUAUUUCCGACCAUAGUGACGGGCAACAUGGAGCAGUUCGUGGCCGACCCUCAAGAGUUCCGUCCGGAGCGGUGGCUGGAGUCCGGCCGGCUGCAUCCCUUCGCCUCGCUGCCGUACGGGUUCGGUGCCCGGAUAUGCCUGGGCAGGCGCUUCGCUGAUCUGGAGAUACAAGUGCUGUUGGCUAAGUUGCUGAGGCGAUACCGGCUGGAGUACCAUCACGAGCCUUUAGAAUACGCAGUCACCUUCAUGUACGCGCCCGAUGGCCCGCUGCGUCUACGCAUGUUGGAGAGAGAUGCGUAGAUCACUUUACUAAGGCCCGUAUUCACAAACGAUGCUUGUUUAAGUGAAGCAGAACGCACAGCGUUGAAUAGCCGCUCUGUGAUUGGUUCAUGUGUCACCCUGUGCGUCCACGCGCACUGUGAGACUUCAUAGUAAUGUUUGUGUAUGGAGAGUCGGGCAUAGGGCACUUAGCUAAGCGCGCCAACCAAGCGUCGAAGGCAGUGUCACCUUGUUGGUGGAGUAUACAAAGUAAUUUCGAAACUUCGCUCAUUUUUUAAUGAGGCAUGUGUCAGAA